AUGGAGCCUCCGCUGCUCCUGCUGCUCCUGCUGCUCCCCCGUAGAACGGACCCGGCCCCCGCCAAGGAGCUCUUCCCCCUGCCCGCCAGCGUCUUGCGAGCGUUGUCCAGCCGCGGCACCUUGGUGCUUGAAGCUGCCAUGAAGGCCGCCCUGCUUUCCCUGGAGGAGGCCCUGUCGGAGCACGGCCGGCGCCUGCAGGAGUGCCAGCGGUGCGGAUUCUGCCACGUGGGGGACUGCGGGAAUCGGAGCAGGCCUUGUACCCAGCCGGGAAACGAUGUGGAGGAUUCGAACUCAGUGGCUGAUCCGCCUGUUCCAGAAUCCUGUGGGCACCGUGUGGUCCCUGCCCCCAACGUGACUCUGCCGAAGGGGAAGAUUGUGGGCGGCAGUCGUGCAAAGCCAGGUGCCUGGCCAUGGCUGGUGUCGGUGCUGCUGAACGGAGAGCUGAUGUGCAGCGGGGUGUUGGUGGGCAGUGCUUGGAUUGUCACAGCUGCCCACUGCUUCACCGGAAGCCGAAAUGAGCUGGCCUGGUCCGUGGUCCUGGGUGACUAUGAUCUAACCAAGUGGGAUGAAGGCGAACAGGUAGUGCCCAUCAGCCGCAUCCUGCCGCACCCCAAGUUCGACCCCAACACUUUCCACGCGGACGUGGCUUUGCUGGAACUGAGUGCUCCCGUGCGCCCCUCGGCCUGGGUGGCCCCCGUGUGCCUCCCGGAACGGGCCGUGGAGGUGAGCCAGGAGGCCCUGUGCUAUAUCGUCGGCUGGGGCUCGCUCUAUGAAGACGGGCCGCCUGCUGAGGUCGUCAUGGAAGCUCGGGUGCCCAUCCUGGCCCCGGACCUUUGCCGUGGGGCUCUAGGGAGCCAGCUGGUGAGCGGCGCCAUGUUUUGUGCUGGGUACCUCUCUGGUGGCAUCGACUCUUGCCAGGGGGAUUCGGGAGGCCCCCUGAUGUGCUGGGACCCUUCGCUGGAGCGCUACGUCUUGUAUGGAAUUACUUCCUGGGGCUCUGGCUGCGGGGAACGUGGGAAACCGGGAGUGUACACUCGUAUCCCUGCCUUUGCAGACUGGAUCCGACAACAGAUGGAGAGAUCUCCCUCCAGCCGGGAGCCCAGCUGUUCAGAAUGGCUGGCUGCUGUUCGGAAGCCGGGAGACAAACAGCUGGCAGAAGUCCGUCACUUAUGCGCCUUCUAUGCGCAGCCUUGUGCCUGGUCGUCCAGCCCAGCAGCUUGUGCCCAGGCUGCCGAGGAGAAGUGCAAGGGGAAGAGACAGCAAUGUGAGCUUCGUUCCUACCUCCAGACCCUACUGGAUUUCCUCCGCCAGGCCGAAGCGUUCUUCCGUACCCGGAUCGACUUUUCCUUCUUCACACAUUCCGUUCCCCGGUUUGUGGAACAAAUUUAUGGGUAUUUCUUCUCCCCGCAAGGGCACCUGGACGCCCAAGGCACCGGGCCCAACCUGGCUGACUGGGUGCAGGAGCUGAGCACCCCAGCUGAGCGUUUUGCAGCAGCUGCACCUGUUGGACAGGAGACCCAGCAUUUCCUACAGGUAUGGGAAUCGGAGCCAGAGAAGCAAAAUGUCAACUUGUAA
Notechis scutatus (mainland tiger snake) is the source of this 1575-nucleotide messenger RNA. The record is from RefSeq and is a predicted model, not a curated record. NCBI's taxonomy places the organism in Eukaryota, Metazoa, Chordata, Lepidosauria, Squamata, Elapidae.